Messenger RNA from Dracunculus medinensis (Guinea worm), 555 nucleotides. NCBI's taxonomy places the organism in Eukaryota, Metazoa, Nematoda, Chromadorea, Rhabditida, Dracunculidae. The record is from the annotation of a GenBank genome assembly.
AUGUUCGCUGUUAUCAUAUCGUUAUUGCUUCUGCCCCUCACAUCUGCAGGCAAUGUGGAUAUCGAAGAAUGUGUUAAACUAGUCGGAAACCCUGCUAAAAAACGACCAACUGUGGAUUCUUGUCCAGAGGAUCCAGUUUGUUCAUCGAUAUUUGUCUAUCAUCAAGCCGCUCCUAAUGAUUUAGUAAACAAUUUGAUGGAGGAUCAAGAUUAUAAGAUUCCUGAACUAUGCAACAAGGUUAAAGAUUUCGCAGCAAGAAUGUGCCCGAAAACGUGUGCGAUGUGUUGUAAAACGAAGGAAUUUAACUGUCACGAUGUCAGUCCCGAUGCAUGCCGAAGGUUGGAUAGAAAUAUUUGCUUAACUGCGCCUAGCGUAGCACUAUCGAUGUGCCCAUUUACAUGUGGCCUUUGUCACAGACCAGGUGCUGCUGGAAUGUGUCCAGAUGAAAACGAAAAUUGUGCGGCUAUUUUCUAUUUGGACCCUACAUGCAGUACGGAUUUCAUGAAGAGAUCUUGCAAGAAGACAUGUAGACUAACGGAUUGCUUACCAGGUUGA